AUGUCAUGGAAAAAUACGCAUUUUCUACCGGAAGAGGUGUCCGCACACAAUACCGACUGGGACUGUUGGUUGAUAAUAUUCGGAGUGGUAAAAAAUGUCACCGGGCUAAUCGAAAGGUACCGGGGUACGGAUCUGAUUGAUCCGAUCGUCAGGGAAGCGGGCCGAGACGUGACCUUUUGGUUUGUAGACGACUACCGCAGUCACUCUGAGGUUACCGUAAUCACCAAUGACUUGUAAUAAUUUAAUAUCACGUCCGUUGGAUGGAAAAAAAAAUUAACAUUUUUAUUGUUACAUCUCCGACACCAUAAUCUUCUUCUUCUCUCCUUUACGGUUGUCUCAUUUUCUUUAAGGAUAUUGUGUCCUAUCAUAAAUUCUUCGGCUUCUGUUAAAGCUAUAGUCGCCGCACAGGUAUAAGCUGCUUCUAAAAUAGUCGUUGUUUAUAAAUAUUGUUAACACAUUCUCGGCCAUUUUCUCGAGGUAAUUACGUUUACAAAUUGUCCACCUUACUCUGUUAUGUUUGGUCUAAUAAUGUACAACGCAGUCACAUUUUUUCCUUUUUGUACAGACAACGGUUUAGGAUGUAUACUAUUGUUUUGCCGUUCCCCCCAGGAUUUCUUCCGACGGAUGUCUUUACUUAUAAACCGUAAGUAAUAAUAUUAUCUUAUAUACAAUAUUAUAAUAAUAUAUAGGAGAAACACCCAAAUAUCAAGACGCUUUUACACCCGGAAACCUGUGUCCGGAUGUCCGCGUUACCGUUUCGGUUACCGGACGAACCGUAUUUUAAACCGGACAUCGAUUGGAUACCCCAAAAUGUCAAUAACAAAUUACCGUGGUGGCAAGACGAAAAUUACAACGUGGGCUUAGAAACGGUCAGGCCGAUCGAGGUGCGCGUUACAAAUCCGCUUAUUAAACGUACCGCGACGGUAAAGGUAUAUAAUUUAGAUAUAGAUUCCUUAUUAUACGAAGAGUCAGUGAAAAGAACAAGUAAACUAUUCAUUUUUUCGGUUUCUUUUUUUAUUUAUUUUAUAGAUGAACUUUAUUGAUUUUGGUGAGUAUUAUUGAAUGGUAUAGUAAUGUAUCGAAUAAGUUGACCAUAUUCGUACACAGCAAAGGAAUAAUAAUAGUAAACUUUAAAAUGUAAUUUUCUCGAAAUGAUUUAUGAAUAUAUUCCUGGGUUCUUUCUCUGGGCCAUUCGUAUAUAAAUACAGUGACGCAACCAGGGGAAGAGAGAAAGUAAACUUGCUUAAUUUGUAUUACAAUUUCAGACAUUAGUCAUUAAAACACAAUUUUGAAUACAUUAUGUUUGUCAUAUACUUGGUCUACUAAGUAAUUUAUAAACACAAAAAAUCUGUUUAAAAAUUAAUUUCGAAUUCAUAACCUCCCUCUUCCCAAAAAUGAAUAUUAUAUAGUUACACCGCUACAUAAUAUUAUAUAUAACUUAAGUGUAAAAAAUGACGAGUCGAUAAGUACGAUACGCAUUUAGGUUUGCGUGGAGGAUACAGUUCACCGGAUAAUGGAACGAUAUUCGGCUUAUAAUCCGGAAUUCGACAGCUACGUGGUCAAGUAUUUGGGUAGAACGUUGGAUAUGAACUUAGAUUUAGUUCGAAACGGCGUCACUAUGAAAUUCAACGAUUUCGUCGAAGAUUUCAUACCAACGUUAUUGUUACACUAUCGAAAAAAAAUUUCCCCAGACAAGAAUCUGCAAUAA
Molecule: messenger RNA, 1708 nt
Organism: Cinara cedri
Lineage: Eukaryota; Metazoa; Arthropoda; Insecta; Hemiptera; Aphididae
Source: the annotation of a GenBank genome assembly